AUGUAGAAUUAAAAGUUGCAAUCUAGAAAAUAACUUUUGAUAUAAAAUCAGUUAUUGAAUGAGCUUAUUAAUUUUCAUAGGUUGAAUAAGUAUUAUAUUCAGUAAAAUUAUAUUAAUAUAAGUUGUACAAAUACGGGCUUUAUAUUAAUUAGACAAUCCUAAAAAUGAACAAAUUACAAAAUUAUUUUUAUCUCAUUCUUACAGAAUUGAAUUUAUGAACCUUAAUAAUUAAAUAAUGAAUACUAUUUGGCUUACUUGGAAAAUUUAGAUGAAUCUCAAAAAAGAGAUCAAAAAAAUUUGA
Molecule: messenger RNA, 301 nt
Organism: Paramecium sonneborni
Lineage: Eukaryota; Ciliophora; Oligohymenophorea; Peniculida; Parameciidae
Source: the annotation of a GenBank genome assembly